Molecule: messenger RNA, 1385 nt
Organism: Panicum virgatum (switchgrass)
Lineage: Eukaryota; Viridiplantae; Streptophyta; Magnoliopsida; Poales; Poaceae
Product: eukaryotic translation initiation factor 3 subunit I-like
Exons: 8
Coding region: 148-1128 (326 amino acids)
Biological process (GO): cytoplasmic translational initiation
Cellular component (GO): eukaryotic translation initiation factor 3 complex, eIF3m; cytoplasm
Molecular function (GO): RNA binding; translation initiation factor activity; protein binding
Source: RefSeq, a predicted model, not a curated record
CCCUCGACGACAUUCUAGGGUUUGCUCGUCUCCGCCGCCGACGCAUCCGAAUCAAACCCUUCCCCGGUUCCCCCAUUCACCUAUCUCCUCACUUCCGGCGGCGGCGGCAAGCAGCAGCAGCAGCAGCGCCGCCAACCCCCCGCCACGAUGAGGCCGAUCCUGAUGAAGGGGCACGAGCGCCCGCUCACGUUCCUGCGCUACAACCGCGACGGCGACCUCCUCUUCUCCUGCGCCAAGGACCACACCCCCACGGUCUGGUACGCCGACAACGGCGACCGCCUCGGGACCUACCGCGGCCACAACGGCGCCGUCUGGUCCUGCGACGUCUCCCGCGACUCGGCGCGCCUCAUCACGGGCUCCGCCGACCAGACCGCCAAGCUCUGGGAGGUCAGCACGGGGCGGGAGCUCUUCAGCUUCCGCUUCGACGCGCCCGCCAGGUCCGUCGAGUUCGCCAUCGGGGACGCGCUAGCGGUCAUCACCACCGACAACUUCAUGGACCACGUCCCCACCGUCCAGAUCAAGCACAUCGCCGAGGACCUCGACGACCAGACGGAUGAAUCCGCGCUUGUGAUCACUGGCAUCAAGGGGAGGAUCAACAGGGCGGUUUGGGGCCCGCUCAACAGGACAAUCAUCACUGCUGGCGAGGAUGCUACCAUUCGCAUCUGGGACUCCGAGACCGGUAAACUGCUGAAAGAGUCAGAUAAGGAAUCUGGACAUCAGAAGAUGAUUACGUCACUGUCAAAAUCCUCAGAUUGGUCUCAUUUCAUUACAGGUUCCUUAGAUAAAUCUGCUAAGCUAUGGGAUGCAAGAACGCUAACCCUGAUCAAGACAUAUGUCACAGAGCGACCUGUUAAUGCUGUUGACAUCUCUCCAACUCAUGAUACUGUGGUUCUUGGAGGUGGGCAAGAUGCAAUGAAUGUGACUAUGACAGACCGCCGUGCUGGUAAAUUUGAGGCUAAAUUCUAUCACAAGAUUUUGCAAGAGGAAAUUGGUGGUGUCAAAGGACAUUUUGGACCAAUUAAUGCUUUGGCAUUUAACCCUGACGGACGGAGCUUUUCGAGUGGUGGUGAAGAUGGAUAUGUAAGGCUGCACCAUUUUGAUUCCGACUACUUCAACAUCAAGAUGUAGAUAAAGGACAUCACAAACUAAUCUGAGGUUGUAUUGGAGAGGACCCAACAGGAACAAAGUUACUUUUUUUGGUUCAGUUGGUGAUAGUUCGUGAGGCUUGGAGAGUUGGCUCAGAUCUUAGCUAUUGGUGUUGUUGCUUGUUAGACGCUCUUGUUGCUCUGAACAGGACAGGCAGCUUUUUGUAGAUGCUUGAGAAAUUUGUACACUUGGCAAUGAAAAGAUCAUUGAAUUGCAAUCUUGAGUUGUUUUUCUUAUCA